AUGGCAGCCCGCCCCGUCUCCUCGCCAGUGCCUCGGCCCGCCGUCCCAGACGGGCUCUACCGCAAGGAGCGGGACCCCUCGUCGCCCUCUUCCUCCCGGCGUCGGCCGGUCCGCUCGCUGCCCGACGUGUGUCCGAAAGAGCCCACGGGCGAUGGGCGGGGCCUACGCGAGGGUCCCUCUGUGGUCUCGGAGCACGACCGCUGGACGGUUCACAGUUCCAAGGUCAACCUGCCGGCGGCCCUCAACGACCCGAGGCUGGCCAAACGCGAGUCGGACUUCUUCACCAAGACCUGGGGUUUGGAUUUUGCCGAGACGGAGGUGAUGCCGUCCUUCUGCCUCGGCAACAUCACGCAGGAGCACUUCCGCGCGUACCUUCAGGAGAGCGCGCAGAGGGAACGGAUCCACGAACGAUGCAAGACUCUUUGUCCAGUCAAAGACGACUUUACGGACGCCAUCUAUAGCGUCAACACCAACCAAGAAAAGUCGAGAGCAGAGUUGGACCAAGUUCCCAAGAUUUUCCUGAAACCCGACUUUGCCCUGGAGGAGCCGGUGACCUUUAACGCUGUCCUGCCGUGGUCGCACUUCAACGGCGGCGGCCGCAACAGCCGCGACGUGGCCUCCUCCAAACUGCUGCAAGAGAAGCUGAGUCACUACCUGGACGUGGUGGAGGUGAGCAUCGCGCGGCAGAUCUCGCAGCGCUCCGAGGCCUUCUUCCACGCCAUGUCGUCUCAGCACGAGCUGCGGGACCGCCUCAAGGAGACGCAAGAGGCGGUGGCCGUUCUACGGCGCCGCACCGCCGCCAUCGACCGCAUCAUGUGCCAGGGCCCGCUGGCGGCCCUGCGCGCCGCCCUGGCGCGCAACAACUGCGUCAAGCUACACGGCAAGCUAAAGCUAAUGGCGGCCGUGCACCAGACGCAGCCCACCGUGCAGCUGCUGCUCUCCACCUCUGAGUUUGUGGGAGCGCUGGAGCUCAUCGCCACCACCAAGGAGGUCCUGCAGCAGGAGCUGCAAGGCAUCCACAGCUUCAGACAUCUGGGCUCUCAGCUGUGCGAGCUGGAGAAGCUGAUUGACAAGAUGAUGGUGGAGGACUUCAGCAUGUACGCGCGCAGCGAGCUCAACCGCAGCCUGAGGGACGACACGCAGCUCCUGGAGAAGGAACGUCUUCAGUCGCUGGUGUUUGGCCUGCUGCGCCAGAGAAAGUUGGACUUUUUGGACAUUUACGGCGACGAGAUGAUUGCAGCGGCCAAGGCCAUCGUGUCCCAGUGCGUCGCCGAGCGGCUCCUGUCCAUCGAUGACAUCGACACAGAAGUCGUCACCAAGUUGGCCGAGCAGAUGCGUCUGAUGACCUUCCCUCAGUGGUUUGAGUUCCUCAAGGACGUCUUUGAGUGCUUCCUGCUUUUCCUCCACAGGAUGAAGGCCACGCUCGGCGUGAUCCGCUCGGUGGUCUUAGAGGUUCUGGAAUCCGCUCGAAAGAAUUCCGAGAAGUCCCACCCGGCACAGCUUCGGUCUCACGAGGCGGCCGGCACGUUCGGGGACGUCGCCGAGUUGGCCUACCUCACGCACGACGGCCCCUUUAUCAGCGACGCCCUCCACGGCGCCCAGCAAGCCGGAGCGCCGACUCCGCCGGGGACGCCGGACGCUGACUCAGCAUCUGGAGAGCAGAACUUCAUGUACAACAGUGCCGGCGACACGAUGCCGUCCGACUUGGAGCUGAACCGCGUGCUCAACAGCAUCCAGGAGCUUCUGCACGCCGCCUCCGACAUCAGCCACGACCGCUGCGUCAAGAUCCUCACCGCCAGAGCCAAGGACGGUAGUCUGGAGCGCAUCAGCUCGGCCGAGUUUGUGGACCUCUCGGUGGCGGUGGAGUCCUUCGCCAAGGACACGGAGGAGCUGUGCGGCAGGCGCAGCGUGUCCCUGCGGGGGGCGCUGCAGAGUCAGGCCGACCGCUUCGUCCACCGCUUCCACGAGGAGCGCAAGAACAAACUCAGUCUCCUGCUGGAUAACGAGCGUUGGAAACAGGCGGAGGUUCCUGCCGAGUUUCAGGAGCUGGUCGACUCCAUGGCGGACGGCACCAUUGCGCUCGCCGUGCGCAAAGCAGCAGGUACGUGCACUUUGGAACGGGACCGUUCAAAGGUAAGCUUUGUAACGCCGUUUCACCACAUGGCAGGUCCAGAUGAGAGGAAGCCGGGCGACUUCCUGCUGGUGAAGGGCCACAAGUACGCCGUGGUGGGGACGGUGCUGCUCCUCAUCCGGAUCUUUCUGGAAUACUGCCAGUGCGUCAACGACAUCCCGGCCAUCGCCACCGACAUGUUGAUGCGGCUGGCUGACCUCCUCAAGCACUUCAACUCUCGCAGUUGUCAGCUGGUUCUCGGUGCAGGAGCUCUGCAGGUGGUCGGCCUCAAGACCAUCACCACCAAAAACCUCGCGUUAGCCUCACGCUGCCUGCAGCUGGUGGUGUUCUACAUUCCUGUCAUACGGCAACAUUUUGAGAGCAAACUUCAGCCCAAACACUUGAACGUCCUCAGACACUUUGACCACAUCAUCAAGGACUAUAACGACCACGUGUCCGAAAUCUGGGCCAAGCUGGUGGCCAUCAUGGACAGCGUGUUUGAGAAGGUGCUGACCAAGUACGAGGUGAAGGCCCCCAUGCCGUCGGCGUGUUUCCGUAACGUGUGCAAGCAGAUGGUCAAGAUGCACGAGGCCAUCAACGACCUCCUGCCCGCCGAGCAGACGCAGAUGCUGUUUGUCCGGAUCAACAGCAGCCUGAAGAUGAACCUGAAGAGGCAGCUGACUCGACUCGGCGUGGUCAACGACGGCGGGCCGCAGCACGGGCUGGUGGUGGUGGACGUGGCCUUCUACACGGAGAACGUGCAGGCCCUCAAGAACCUGGAGACUUUGGACCUCAACAUGGCCGAGAUCUGGGAGCAGAAGAGGUGACCCUCCGCUGACGCCGCCGACAGCAACGUUAUCGGAAACGAGACGGCGGACGAUCGGCGGGACCGGAUCGCCACGGAAAGCCAUCGGGACGCUUCGUGGAUGCGCGGGAGCUCAACGUCUCGCGGGCUCUUCGCCAGCAAGACAACCAAGCGCCACGAGUUCAGCCACUGUCUUACUAGCAACGUUAUUGCUCCACUACAAAUGUCACUUUUGGCCCACUCGUACGCAAAACUAGUCCAAGGAUCCAAUAUCCUACACACUUGUCCUCACUCGUAGGACUUUACUAGCAAGCCAAAGCUGACAACUACUUAUGAAGUGAAAUUUUAGAAUCGGACCAGUUGAGACCAGUCAAAAAGGAUUGGUUCAUACAUAAACACACACACACACACAGACACACAACCCGAAGAAGCUGUGGACCAAACUGUGACUUCUCCUUAAGUGCAAUGCGGCAUCUCAGGACACCUGGGACGUUCCUUUUCACAAGUUGUACAUUAAAUUGUUUUUCUCUUCAAA
Syngnathus typhle (broad-nosed pipefish) is the source of this 3450-nucleotide messenger RNA. It is a transcript of the gene vps54, whose product is annotated as VPS54 subunit of GARP complex. Bases 1 to 2937 code for a protein of 978 amino acids. NCBI's taxonomy places the organism in Eukaryota, Metazoa, Chordata, Actinopteri, Syngnathiformes, Syngnathidae. The transcript is spliced from 21 exons. Gene Ontology annotation, biological process: Golgi to vacuole transport; retrograde transport, endosome to Golgi. Gene Ontology annotation, cellular component: GARP complex. The record is from RefSeq and is a predicted model, not a curated record. Gene Ontology annotation, molecular function: syntaxin binding.